AAUCCAUGGUCCAAGCUAAUGACCGAAUCUUGGGUAGAAAUUCCAACCCCAGCCUAUCAUUGUUGACUGUCCCAAUUAACAAAUUCUAGCUACAACUUGACUACAGGAAAAGUAUGCAUCACAAGACGAUACUCCUAUAUUGCAGCUGGGGACUUGUGGUGGAACUGGAAUAAGAGAGAAGUUGCUCUGUCUCAUAUCCAUCUGCCAUUUCUGACCAACAUGAUUAAGCUUGCAGUCCUCAUCCGAGGAACUGCACUGCUCCUUUGUCUAUUGAUAUUCCAAGCAGCAUCCGCUUCCCAUGGUCAAGCGACUGCAUCAGGAGCCUGCAUCGGCGGCGAGCGAGAUGCGCUUCUGUCCUUCAAGGCAAGCCUCUUGGACCCUGAUGGUCGCCUGUCAUCAUGGCAGGGCGACGACUGCUGUCGAUGGAAGGGAGUCCGUUGCAGCAACAGAACUGGCCAUAUCAUCAAGGUCAGCCUCCGCAGCAUCGACAUGUAUGGCUACGUGAGCAGUUUAUUCAGCUUGUCGGCAGGGGAGAUGAACUUUUCUUUGGCUACUUUACAACACCUGAGGUAUCUUGAUCUGAGCUGGAAUUACUUCAACGGCACAAGCAACCCUGUGUUCUUGGCUUCUCUCAAGAACCUAAGGUAUCUCAAACUCUCGUAUGGAUUCACUGAAAGAAUACCUUCCCAACUUGGCAAUCUCUCAAAGUUGCAAUAUCUAGAUGUCAGUGGGAAUUCUUUUCAUUCGGAUAGUUACUCAGUGAAUCUUGCAUGGUUGCCACGUCUUUCUUCUUUGGUCCAUCUCGACAUGAGCGGUGUUGAUCUUAGUUCUGCCGAGGAUUGGCUUGAGACGGUGAACAUGCUUCCUUCUCUUAAAGUGCUUCGCUUGAGCUUCUGUGAACUCAAUCUUCCCGUAUCUGCUAGCAUGUCACAUUCCAACCUCACACAUGUCGAGAUACUUGAUUUGUCUUAUAACAAAUUCUAUACUAAUUCACUCAAGCACGCAUGGUUUUGGAAUCUCAUAAGCCUCAAGGAACUUUACCUCCAAGAUUCCGGCUUGGAAGGGGCCAUUCCUAGUAACUUGGCAAACAUGACGUCCCUUCAAGUCAUAGACUUCAGUGGGAACAACCUUGUGGGUCUGAUACCAAACAAAUUAGAUAAUCUGUGCAAUUUGACAAUAAUGAGGUUUAGCGGUAUCAACACUGGUUCGAGCAUAGGGGAGUUCAUGGAGCGAUUGCCAAAGUGUGCAUGGCAUACAUUGCAAGAAUUGUCAGUGCAGGGUGCAAAUAUGACCGAGAAUCUACCCAUUUGGAUUGGGAACUUGACAGGUCUCGCCGUUCUUCAAGCAUCUCAAAACAUGUUAACUGGCCCUCUACCUGUAGGAGUUGGAGCACUCCGUAAUUUAAAAAUGUUGGACCUCAGUUAUAAUAAAUUUAGCAGUGUGCUCACAGAGGAGCAUUUUGCGGGCCUACUGAAUUUAGAGUAUCUGGACUUGUCAUACAACUCUUUGAGAUUAGCUAUCAAACACAAAUGGGUUCCUCCAUUUAGAUUGAAGGUUGCAGGUUUCGGUUCAUGCCAACUGGGCCCCAGUUUUCCAGAGUGGCUUAGAUGGCAAUCUGACAUUGAUGUUCUUGUUCUCAGUAAUGCAAAUCUAGAUGAUGUUAUUCCUGAUUGGUUUUGGGUGACAUUUUCCCGAGCUUCAUUCUUGCAAGCAUCAGGAAAAAAAUUGCAUGGCUCAUUACCGGGAGAUCUACAACACAUGUCAGCUGACCACAUAUAUCUUGGGUCCAAUAAGUUUACGGGCCAAGUACCACAUUUACCUAUAAAUAUAUCAAGACUAAACCUAUCUUCAAACUAUUUCACUGGGUCAUUGCCAUCAGAGCUGAAUGCCCCACUACUCGGAGAGUUGUUGCUUGCAAAUAAUCAACUUACAGGCACCAUCCCGUCAUCUAUAUGCCAAUUGACUAAACUGAAUAGGUUGGACCUAUCAGGAAACCAUUUAACAGGAGAUAUUAUGCAGUGUUGGAAGGAAUCUGAUGCAAACUCUAUGAAUCAAUUUGGUUUUGACAUGCUAAGCUUAGCCCUGAAUAACAACGGUCUCACUGGUGAAUUCCCUAAAUUUCUUCAAAGGUCGUCAAGGUUAAUGUUCCUUGAUCUUUCUUACAAUUGGUUAUUUGGAGGAUUGCCUGAAUGGUUGCCAGAAAAAAUGCCACAUCUGAAAAUAUUAAGACUGCGAUCAAAUAUGUUCAGCGGCCAUAUUCCUAAGAAUCUCACUUCCCUGGACAGUCUUCAUUAUUUGGACAUAGCACACAACAAGAUAACAGGAAGCAUACCAUGGUCUUUGUCAAACCUGAAGGCAAUGAUGACAGUGGUGUCGCAGGACACGGAGUAUUACAAUUUUGAAGAUAGCAUCCCAGUAUACACAAAGGACCAAAAGCGUAACUAUACCUUUGUAAUCUACAAAUUGCUAGUGAUUCUUGAUUUGUCAAGUAAUAUUUUGACAGGACAUGUUCCGGAGGAGACAACUCUACUCAUUGGGCUUAACAAUCUGAACUUGUCAAAUAAUCAACUCACAGGAGCAAUCCCAAACCAAAUUGGUGAUUUAAGGCAGUUGGACUCACUCGACCUAUCCUUCAAUGAGUUUUCUGGUGCAAUACCAUCAAGUUUGUCAGCUUUAACUUAUUUGAGCCACUUGAACUUGUCAUACAACAAUCUGUCCGGUGCAAUACCACCCGGACAACAGCUACAAACUCUUGGCAACCAGAUGUACAUCUACAUCGGUAACCCUGGUCUUUGUGGAGAUCCGGUUGGCAGGAACUGCUCAACACAUCAUGCAGAGCAAAGUGGCCUUGAAGAUCUAGAGCAUAUGCCAUCUGUCUAUCUUGCCAUGAGCAUUGGAUUUGUGGUGGGUCUGUGGACAGUUUUCUGCACCAUGUUGAUGAAGAGAACAUGGAGGGCUGCCUUCUUCCAGUUUGUUGAUAUGAUGUAUGACAUGGUUUAUGUGCAAGUGGCUGUAAGGUGGGCUCACAUGAUGGAGAAAACUCAAGACGGUGCACCAUGAAGCGCCCAACUCUACGGCAAGCGAAUUGUUUGUAUCUAAAUAGUAUUUGUAUGUUUGCACCAUUUCCCUAUUUGUAGCUCUAAAUGAGCCUUGGCUGGUUGUUGGUACUGUAUUGUACUAUUAUUUGUUUGUUUGCACCGUAUCUCUAUUUGUAGUUCUAAAUGAGCCUUGGCUCAACGUUUGUACUUUAUCGUAUUGGUAUUUGAGUAUGUCUGUACUUUAA
Messenger RNA from Triticum aestivum (bread wheat), 3283 nucleotides. Its product is annotated as receptor-like protein EIX2. The record is from RefSeq and is a predicted model, not a curated record. Gene Ontology annotation, molecular function: protein binding. The transcript has a single exon. The coding region runs from base 220 to 3060 and encodes 946 amino acids. NCBI's taxonomy places the organism in Eukaryota, Viridiplantae, Streptophyta, Magnoliopsida, Poales, Poaceae.